GGUCUCCAGGUCGAAUGAGGUCACAGACAAACACAGCAACUCAGCUGAAAACACCUUUUUGUGUUGGGUGUAGUCAGCGAAGUCGAUUGCACCACCGACUACCCUCUUGGAGCCGUCCUGUUACCCAGGGAGAUAUGAUACGUCUGGGAGCUAACCCAAGUGCUCUUCUGUUACCUCGAAGAUUCGCUUUUCUCACGACGUGAUUUAAAAAUAUAUAACAUACACAAAUCAUGGGAUCUGCGGCAAAUCGGAACGAAAUCUCGGCGACCAGUAGCCGAUGUGUUGGCCGACGGCAUCUUCCCCCGGGGACGGGCCCCUACAUGGUGGGGACAGUUGACGUAAUGUACGAACACAGUGAAGAUGGGGCAUUCUUCAGACUGUAUUACCCGACACCCAAAACUGACAUAUUCAAAAAGUAUAAGCAAUGGCCUCUUUGGUUACCAAGGAAAGAGUAUGGUCUCGGAUACGUACACUUUUUAGGCAAGAAUCCAAAGGUGUUUGGCAAGCUGUUUAACUGGUUGGGAGGUGAUGUGUACGUGCCUGCGGUAUGGCAGGCGCCGAUGUUGCGCAGUGAUGGCAAGUUCCCUGUCUUGGUGCUGUCUCACGGACUGGGGGGAAACCGCACGACGUACACAACGUUCUGCUGCAACCUCGCGUCACACGGCUUCGUCGUCGCGGCACUUGAACACAGGUAA
Gigantopelta aegis is the source of this 695-nucleotide messenger RNA. RefSeq names its product platelet-activating factor acetylhydrolase 2, cytoplasmic-like. The transcript is spliced from 3 exons. The record is from RefSeq and is a predicted model, not a curated record. Lineage: Eukaryota; Metazoa; Mollusca; Gastropoda; Neomphalida; Peltospiridae. Gene Ontology annotation, molecular function: 1-alkyl-2-acetylglycerophosphocholine esterase activity. The coding region runs from base 231 to 695 and encodes 154 amino acids.